This is a messenger RNA of Beauveria bassiana ARSEF 2860, 1167 nucleotides long. RefSeq names its product DnaJ domain-containing protein. The record is from RefSeq and is a predicted model, not a curated record. Lineage: Eukaryota; Fungi; Ascomycota; Sordariomycetes; Hypocreales; Cordycipitaceae. The coding region runs from base 1 to 1167 and encodes 388 amino acids. The transcript has 4 exons.
AUGAUUAGUGCUCUCUCAUCUUUCAUCAUCAUCUUAACGAUCAUGUGCACUGGCGACCGUCUUGAACCCCCCGCAAUCGGUCAUAAUACAGAUCUGACUAUAGGGGCUGUCGAUGACUCUCAUUUACGAGCCAUCGCCCAAGACUCAUAUCCCUUCCCUUUGACCCGACGCACAAACAUCCACGAUCCAGACGACCGCGAGCACCCUAGAGCUUCUGCACAAUGCAGCCGUCGAACCUACGCAACGACAUCGUCACCCUCCUCCCCUAGCGACUCCACGCCGCCGCCACCGUCAUGGCCUAGCUCGCCGAACCCAACACCCUACGAUAUAUUUGGCAUGUGCCGGCGUGAUCCGUACACGAAGCGGCGCUUUCAUCAGCUCGUCAAACUAUACCACCCCGACAUGACACCACCACCGACACCCGCCGCCUCCGCCUCCGCCGCCACGCCGCUCUCGCCUGCCGUCCGCACCGAGCGCUAUCGUCUCGUCAUCGCCGCCAAUGACCUCCUCAGCGACCCGUCCAAGCGACAGCUCUACGACCUUCACGGCGCCGGCUGGUACCACGGCGGCGCCCCGGACCUGCGCCAGCGGGACCGCGACUGGCGGUAUCAGACUAAUAGCCCCGCGCGCAACGCCACCUGGGAAGACUGGGAAGCGUGGCACCAGGAGCAGCGGCGCCAGCGGUACGGUGGCGCGCCGCCAAAACCCGUGUACAUGAGCAACGGCCUCUUCGCGACGUUGGUGGUGGCCAUGUGCUUCGUCGGGGCCAUGGCGCAAAAGAACCGCGCUCUGGCAAUCGGGGAGCAGUACGUCGAGUUUGUCGAGGACCGCAACGCGGAUAUCGGACGGGCCAUGCAGCGGUCCACGAGCGCUUCGGCUGGCCGCUCCCGGGAGGAGCGCAUCGACUCGUUUGUGCGGGAUAGGGAGAAUGUGGCGUAUCGCUACCGGCCGAGCAAGUAUGACGCUCCAGACGUGGACGAUGGGGAAGCAGCUCGGGACGUGCAACGGCUGCGUGGUCUCGAAGCUUCAAAGCUCAACCAAAGCUCCCCUACUAGUCGGGAAGCGCACCGAUCAAGCAAAGCCGAGCUUCUUGACAGUGGUGGAAUGGAGCUCUUUUCACCACAAGGGGGGCGUGAGAAGAAGGAAGCCGGGGCUGUAUCCACGUAG